Messenger RNA from Alexandromys fortis (reed vole), 1875 nucleotides. It is a transcript of the gene Pdlim3, whose product is annotated as PDZ and LIM domain 3. Lineage: Eukaryota; Metazoa; Chordata; Mammalia; Rodentia; Cricetidae. Gene Ontology annotation, molecular function: muscle alpha-actinin binding; actin binding. Gene Ontology annotation, biological process: actin cytoskeleton organization; heart development; muscle structure development. The transcript has 8 exons. Gene Ontology annotation, cellular component: adherens junction; Z disc; stress fiber. The record is from RefSeq and is a predicted model, not a curated record. The coding region runs from base 96 to 1310 and encodes 404 amino acids.
CCCAGCUAGGUCGCAGCCUGGGGAGCUAAGUGGAUUGUCCGGUUCCAGGACAAGCAGUGUGCACCCGUCGUUCGACCCGGUCCCAGGAAGGCAUCAUGCCCCAGAACGUGGUCCUCCCGGGCCCUGCGCCCUGGGGCUUCAGACUCUCGGGGGGCAUAGACUUCAACCAGCCUUUGGUCAUCACCAGGAUCACUCCGGGAAGCAAGGCGGCAGCUGCCAACCUGUGUCCUGGGGAUGUCAUCCUGGCUAUUGACGGCUUUGGUACGGAGUCCAUGACCCAUGCAGAUGCACAGGACAGGAUUAAAGCCGCAGGGUAUCAGCUGUGUCUCAAGAUUGACAGGGCAGAAUCGCGCCUAUGGUCGCCACAGGUGUCUGAAGAUGGGAAAGCACAUCCUUUCAAAAUCAACUUAGAAGCUGAACCACAGGAAUUCAAACCCAUUGGUGCCGCGCACAACAGAAGGGCCCAGCCUUUCGUUGCAGCAGCAAACAUUGAUGACAAAAGACAGGUAGUGAGCGCUUCCUAUAACUCACCAAUUGGGCUCUAUUCAACUAGCAAUAUCCAAGAUGCGCUACACGGCCAGCUGCGGGGUCUCAUCCCCAGCUCACCUCAAAAUGGCUGCAGCACGCCUUCCGGUGUUGACUGCGCCAGCGGACGCAGCACCCCUUCCUCUGUCAGUACCGUUAGCACGAUCUGCCCGGGCGACUUGAAAGUUGCUGCUAAGAUGGCCCCUAACAUUCCUUUGGAAAUGGAACUUCCUGGUGUGAAGAUUGUCCAUGCUCAAUUUAAUACACCCAUGCAGCUGUACUCAGAUGACAAUAUUAUGGAAACACUGCAGGGUCAGGUUUCCACCGCUCUGGGGGAGACACCCUCAAUGAGUGAACCCGCAGCCUCAGUACCCCCUCAAUCGGAUGUGUACCGCAUGCUCCACGACAAUCGGGAUGAACCAACUCCUCCUCGCCAGUCAGGCUCCUUCAGGGUGCUCCAGGAAAUGGUGAACGACGGGCCUGAUGAUCGUCCCGCUGGAACUAGAAGCGUGAGGGCUCCAGUUACUAAAGUCCACGGCGGAGCUGGCAGUGCCCCGAGGAUGCCACUCUGCGACAAGUGUGGCGGUGGCAUUGUAGGCGCUGUCGUCAAGGCCCGGGAUAAGUACCGGCACCCUGAGUGCUUCGUGUGUGCUGACUGUAACCUCAACCUCAAGCAGAAGGGCUACUUCUUCGUGGAGGGGGAGCUGUACUGUGAGACCCAUGCGAGAGCCCGUACGAGACCCCCAGAAGGCUACGACACCGUCACUCUGUACCCCAAAGCCUAAGUCCUUUGCAGACGAGAACACGCAUGCUCGCACCCACGCACACUUACACUGGCCCACGACAUGGAUGGCUUUAGCAGAAGGAGUGCGAACAGUCACCUCCCAAUCUGAAGCCACGGCUUUUUAGGCAUGUAUCCCUAUUGUGUAGUGAGGGCAAGAAAUGGGAAGGCAAAAGCCCACCUCGUGACAAAACCAGUAUUAUCUGCGAUUUGCGAUUCUUUAUCUUUGGGGACAGCAAUGGUGACAUUUAAAGCAAUAAUGUUUCAACCUUAUGCUCCACCAUUUCCAUCUGUUAUACCACCAUUGGAUGUGGUAACACCUGGAUAUUUGGGGGGAGUCAAGUUGUUUUUCCUUCAGAAUUGCUUUUGAUAAUUGUAGUAAGAAAUGCCAAAUAGCAACCUUGUAUUCUAACAGAAUCCGCAGGUGUCUGUGUCUGUUUUUCCUAGCGUGCUUGUCAGGAAGCUGCUUCCAGGAUUUCUCUGUUUUGUAGGCAAAGAGCUGUGCCACGGAACAACACAAACACAAUAAAUACGGGAAGCAAUGUUUUUAAAUUCCCAGUGAAGCCGUA